Cryptococcus wingfieldii CBS 7118 is the source of this 927-nucleotide messenger RNA. Its product is annotated as cell cycle arrest protein BUB2. Bases 1 to 927 code for a protein of 308 amino acids. The record is from RefSeq and is a predicted model, not a curated record. Gene Ontology annotation, biological process: activation of GTPase activity. Gene Ontology annotation, molecular function: GTPase activator activity. NCBI's taxonomy places the organism in Eukaryota, Fungi, Basidiomycota, Tremellomycetes, Tremellales, Cryptococcaceae. The transcript has 8 exons.
AUGCCCAGCUCAACAACCCUACACGGCCUCCUCUCCAACAUCCUUGACAACUCCUCCAAGUCCGCCAGGCACCGUGCUUCGACAGAUAUCCCAGAUGGACUGAAACGGAUACGGCGUCUGGUCCUCACAGAGGGUAUCCCUGAAGUGCCUGGAAAGCCACCGCUGCGGGCGCGUAUAUGGAAAUUGAUGCUGAAAGUCGACACACUCAAUGCUGAGGACUAUCUGCGCUGGGUAUCUAUGGGACCUUCAUCCGACAGCCACAAGAUCAAAAACGACACUUUCAGAACCUUGGCUACCGAUACGCAAUUCAAGGGCAAAGUGAAAGAGGACAUGCUCAUCCGUCUCCUAGAAGCUUUUGUAUGGAAGAUCACUUCUACAGAGUCGGAAGACGAUACACAGCCCUUCAAAUACGUUCAAGGCAUGAACGUCCUCUCCGCUCCAUUUCUGUUCACCAUGCCUUCACAACUGGAGGCUUUCGCCUGUUUCUCGACCUUCAUUGAGAAUGGGUGCCCGCUAUAUGUCCAGCCGUCCCUGAAAGGUGUGCACGAGGGCUUGAAACUGUUCGAUCGAUGCUUGGAGAUUGUGGACCCGGAGCUGUAUGACAGAUUGGCGAGCAAGAACUUGAAGGCUGAGAUCUAUGCUUUUCCUUCUGUUAUGACCCUCUGCGCUUGUACACCUCCGCUUGAAGAAGUACUUCAACUUUGGGACUUCCUCCUCUGCUUUGGUCUCCACCUCAACAUCCUCUGCGUGAUCGCCCAGCUCCUCCUGAUCAAACAAGACCUUAUGGAAUCUCCCUCACCGAUGAAGAUCCUCCGUACUUUCCCCCCACUUCAAGCGAGGCCUGUGAUAGGCGUAACUGUUGCGCUGGUAAAGGAUAUACCGGAGGAUCUAUAUAGGGAGUUGGUGGCGCACCCAUACGCUGUUUGA